CCUAACUCUUUGGUUCUAACCAAUCAAUUUUUGUUUGUUACAUAGAAAUUUCUACUACAAAUGAAAUAAAAGUGUUUGGGUUGUUUGGAUCGAUUGAUUAUGAGUGUUGAUGUUUUGUUCAAAUCACCACCUGAAAUGAAGAAAGAACAGGAAAAUGGAUCUGAACCGUCAGCCCCAGUUACAAAAAAAGGAAUUCUAACCUCUUUUAAAACCGGCAAGCCUAUGAACAUACCAGAAACUGAUAUACUAGGACAAUGUCGAUUCGUAUCAGAAUUCGAAAAACUGAACAGAAUUGGAGAAGGAACUUAUGGUAUUGUGUACAGAGCUAAAGAUACCGUAUCUGACAAAAUCGUGGCUUUAAAGAAGGUUCGUAUGGACCAAGAACGUGAUGGUAUCCCAGUUAGUAGUUUGAGAGAAAUACAAGUAUUACUGAACUGUAGACAUGAAAAUAUUGUUCACUUGAAGGAAGUUGUAGUUGGUAAAAGUCUUGAAAGUAUUUUUCUAGCAAUGGAGUAUUGCGAACAAGACUUAGCAUCAUUGCUAGACAAUAUGCAGGCUCCUUUUACAGAAUCCCAAGUUAAGUGUAUAAUGCUUCAAGUUCUAAGAGGUUUAAGAUACUUGCAUCAUAAUUUUGUGGUCCAUAGAGAUUUAAAAGUUUCCAACCUCCUAAUGACAGAUAAGGGCUGUGUGAAGAUAGCAGAUUUUGGAUUGGCCAGAUGGUUUGGUGUACCUUUGAAACCAAUGACACCUCAUGUUGUUACAUUAUGGUAUAGAGCACCAGAACUAUUAUUAGAAGCUCCUACUCAAACUACUAGUGUUGACAUGUGGGCAGCAGGAUGUAUUCUUGGAGAACUAUUAGGGCAUAAACCACUUUUACCUGGACGUUCUGAAAUUCAACAGCUGGAGCUUAUUGUUGAUUUACUGGGAACUCCUUCUGAUGCAAUUUGGCCUGGAUUCAGUCAGUUACCUGCUCUUCAAAACUAUACAUUAAAGCAACAACCAUAUAAUAAUUUGAAACAAAGAUUUCCAUGGUUAUCUGCAGCAGGUUUGAGGUUGCUCAAUUUUCUGUUUAUGUAUGACCCUAGGAAAAGAGCUACAGCUGAAGAAUGUUUACAAAGCAGUUACUUCAAAGAACCUCCACUACCUUGUGAUCCAAAACUGAUGCCUACGUUUCCCCAGCACAGAAAUAUAAAGAGCAGUAAAAGCUCUGAUGUUAACACAGGGGCAGGGGAUCAAACGAAUAAUCUUCCUGCAAUAUCAGAUCUUUUAGGAUCAUUGGUUAAAAAAAGGAGAAUAGAAUGAUAUGUUUCUUAUACCAUUUUGAUUCUUCUUUUUAACUUUCCAACUAAGAUUAGUUUCAAGCAUGAUAAAAAUGUUCUAAAUUCUAUGUAAUUUCUUGUGUGAAUAAAGAGAAGUUCAAUUAA
Messenger RNA from Coccinella septempunctata (seven-spotted ladybird), 1424 nucleotides. RefSeq names its product cyclin-dependent kinase 10 (gene Cdc10). Gene Ontology annotation, biological process: regulation of mitotic cell cycle; protein phosphorylation. The transcript has a single exon. The record is from RefSeq and is a predicted model, not a curated record. Gene Ontology annotation, cellular component: nucleus. Gene Ontology annotation, molecular function: ATP binding; cyclin-dependent protein serine/threonine kinase activity. NCBI's taxonomy places the organism in Eukaryota, Metazoa, Arthropoda, Insecta, Coleoptera, Coccinellidae. Bases 100 to 1302 code for a protein of 400 amino acids.